UGGAGGCGGUAGAUUAACGUGGAUGAACACUUUACUGUAAAGCGGGCUGUUUAUAGCUGUUAGCCGUGGUGUUCUUCUAGUUACCUACCAAUGGACUUUUUGAAUUGGCUCAGUGGGUUGAAAGGAGAUUCUAACAAUGAUAAUCAGUUAGACUUUUCCUUCUUGUUUCCUGCAACCAUUGGGGUAGGAUCAAUUGUCAUUUGCCUUGUUGCCCGCUACCGGAAUGAGUUAUUCAAUUUAAAAUCGACAAUACACCGAAAUACAAAAGAUGAGAACGUUUCUUCACGUCGGGCCAAUUCCCACUCCAAUUUUAAAAAGAAACCUAAACAUUCCAACAAAUCUGAACCAAAUACUUCUCAAACUGGAAAAAUAGAAAAUCCACCACCACUUACGGUUGAAACGCUAACUCCAGUCGUACCUGUUCAACAAACAGAAUGUGCACUGAUUCAGCCUGUUCAAAUUAAACAAGAAACAAUAAUUGAGGCUACUGAUGGAAUUGAAGCUGAGUUCUUCAACCCUGUUUCGAAGAAACAGAAAAAAUCUAAACGUUCAUCUAAGACGAAAGAUACACAAAACCAUGGUUUAAACGAACAAACUGAAAUUGAUCCGGCGUGGGUUACAGUCAUCUCAAAAAAGGUAAAACUUUCCAACCGAAAUACUCAGAAGAAAAAGAAUGUGGAUUUUGAAGAUCAAUCAAUUCCGGAAAAUUGCUCACCCUCGAUUCCUUUUAUUGAAUCACCAUCCAAAAAUAAUAAACAAGCAAACAAUAAGCAACACGAACGAUCCACUAGCAUAAAUAAAUCUGGCUCUUCCGUUGUGGAAAAUAAGUCGAUGAAUUUAGAACUGCACACAGACCAAUCACAUCCUACUGAUCAGUUAAAAGCUCCUGCUCAAAUCCAACCUAUAAAACCGGAGCAUAAUGAGAAUACAAAGUUGAGUAGCGUAAAUUCAAAUCCUUCAACAUCUUAUGAAGAGUUGUUGUACAAAAAUCUUGGUGCUGAAACAGUGACAGCCAUCCGAUCACUUAUUCUGAAUAGUGAAGCCCAUACAUCACGUCCUGCUGAAACCUCUCCUUCAUGUGAUGGAAUAAGUAAACAAAAAACAACGUCUGCAUCUUCUAAAGAUACAAAUCAUCUCCCUUCAACAAGUGAACUCUUAUCACAGCAUCUGACAGCCCAAUUAGAAGCUAAAGAAGCUGAAUGUCAGAUUUUACGUACUGAAGUUGUUCAUUUAAGAGAUGAAGUAAAAAUACUUAAAACUUUAGCUGUCAAUCGUGUACCGGUUCAAAAGUCUACAAUUGAUGCUGAAACUAUGACUGAUCCAAUUGAAUCACCUGAUGUCAAAUCCUCACUUCCUCCUCAACAGUCGACUGAUUCAGAUGCAGUUCUACUGUCGACUCUUCAAAAUGAAAUUGCCCGUUUAGUUAAAGAAGUGGUUAUCUAUCAACAACGUAGUGAAAAUUUGAAGAGUCGUUUGGAUACAGCCAACAAGAAACUAUCCGAUUCAAAGUCUAAAGCCGCUGAUGAAACUAAACUACUCCAGCAAACUUUAGAUUCACAAUCGGAGAAGUUAUACAAUCUCACGUCUGAGAAUAGUCGUUUAGAAAAAGAAUUGAAUGAUAUGCUACAGAAAGCUGAAAUUCAUCAUCGAAAAUCUGAGGAAGCUGAACACAAACUCACUCAGCGUUUGGAAGAACUGGAAGUACUCCGAGUAGACAAUUCAUCUUUAAAGAAAAAAUAUGAAACAUUGGAAAAUGAAAACCGUGUAAUUCGUGAAGAAAAAGACAUGCUCACACGUAAAUGUGACGAAUUAAGUAAUAAACAAUCUAGUAUUCUCUCUGAAUUAACUGCAUCUCAAUCACAAUGUAAUGUACUACUUAGACAAAUCACUGGUUAUGAUGAACGUCUACGUCAAGUGAAUGAUCAACAUCAAUUGGUUGUUGAUGAUAUGAAAAAUCAAUUAACCUCAUUAUUGUGUAAUCAUGAAACAAAAGAAAAAUCUCAUAUUAACAUGAUUAAUACAUUAGAAACAAAAUUAGACCAAUUAACUAGCGAGAAUAAUGAACAGAAUAAAUUAAUCAAAUUAUAUGAGAGUGAAUUAGAACAUUUACGUAUGAUGGAAAAAGUUAAACUUGUUGAAAAAACCAAUGAAGAUAGAUUUAUGCAAACUGUUGAUCAACAUCAAAAUAAUGAUUCUUCCCAAAUUAAUGAUACCAAAUCAACCAAUCCGGAUCAUGAAGAAACUAUGCCUAAAAUGAAUGAUCGUACAGAUCAAACGCAAUCCGAUCAAUUCAUUGUUCAAUCCGAUGAAUAUAAAUUAUUACAAACUCAAGUUGAUCAUUAUAAGUCAGCAUUAGAUGCCACAGAAUUAAUGUUGUCUAAAUUACAAACUUCUGUGGAUGAAGAAGAAGCACGUUGGCAUAAAGCAUUGGAUGCUGCAACCAUUGAAAAUGAACUGUUAAAAACAAAAUCAAUUAAACUUGAAGCAGCUUUGAAUGAAUUAAUACAAGAUCGCAAUAAUCUGACAAUGACUAUUGAAGAGCUUCGUAAAAACAGUCCAUCUAAUAAUUGCAAUUCAGAUGAAACUUCCAUUGAUAAUUCUCUAGCAGCAUCGUUUAGUACAGAAAAGAAAAUGAACAAAUCGUCAUCCAUUUCACCUUCACCGUCAUCAUCAUCAUUAUCACCGCUAUCAACAACGGCGACAGCAACAACAACAACAACAACCGAUGAUACUGAUGAACAAAACAUGUCCAAAUCUGAACUGAUUCAUUUAGUUGCUAAAUUACGUUAUCUUAUUGAAGUGGAACGUAACACCGCCUUAAAACAAAAACAAUCAUUAUCAGCGGAAUUACAAACAAAAUUAGAUGAAACUAAUUCACAAAAUGAACAAAAUUAUAAUUAUGCAAAUAAUAAUUGUUCAGAAGAGAUCAUGAGCUCAAUUAAUAACAAUUACACAGAAACUACAGAAAAUGUCACCAAUCAUCAACAUCAACAUCAUAAUGUGGAUCAUUAUACUAAUGGAGAAACCAAUUGUUGUUUGAAUAAUCAUUCAAAAAAUGAUCUACUUGAAACUCAUGAAGAUGUUAACAAAUCGGAACAUAUAACCAAUUCAUAUGAUGUAAUAUCAUCUAAAGUUCCUGAUUGCAUUCCUCAACAUGAGUUGUCAUCCACAAAUGAUAACAGUGGUUACAUUCUUCUAUCCAAUGGUGAUAUACACAAAGAAUUAAAUGGACAAGUUAAUCAUGAACAAAUAGUUAGUAGUGAUAAUACUAAUACUAAUACUAAUAAUAAUGCCAGUGAUGAUUGA
This is a messenger RNA of Schistosoma turkestanicum, 3306 nucleotides long. NCBI's taxonomy places the organism in Eukaryota, Metazoa, Platyhelminthes, Trematoda, Strigeidida, Schistosomatidae. The record is from the annotation of a GenBank genome assembly.